Ruditapes philippinarum (Manila clam) is the source of this 5842-nucleotide messenger RNA. RefSeq names its product fibropellin-1-like. NCBI's taxonomy places the organism in Eukaryota, Metazoa, Mollusca, Bivalvia, Venerida, Veneridae. The record is from RefSeq and is a predicted model, not a curated record. The coding region runs from base 371 to 3568 and encodes 1065 amino acids. The transcript is spliced from 28 exons. Gene Ontology annotation, biological process: establishment or maintenance of epithelial cell apical/basal polarity; heterophilic cell-cell adhesion; axon guidance. Gene Ontology annotation, cellular component: signaling receptor complex; plasma membrane; cell surface. Gene Ontology annotation, molecular function: calcium ion binding; Notch binding.
UCAUUCUUUUAUUAAUCGUUCAUAUAUUUUCUGUUGUAAAGUAUGACAACAAAACAAUGAAAAUCAUCAAUAUGCAUUUAAAGUAGCUUUUAAUAUUUAUUUAUGAGUUUAUGUUAAAAGGCACAUUAUUUCUUACACAUUUAUAUAUUGAAGACAAUUUUAAUGUAUGACAAUAAUAUUGUAAAGUGAGUUUUAAGGAUCUUUAAGUUAUAUUGUAUUAAUAUGUAAAAAUAAUUCCAUAAUUUAUACUUUUAAUUAGUUAAUGCAAAAUAUUUUUAAUGUUCAUAAUCCUGUUCAUUUAUAUUGUUUUAGACAUAUAUGAUUGAUGUAAAGCGCCUUUGAACAUUUUAAUGAAAAGGGCGCUAUAUAAAUGUGGUAUUUAUUAUUAUUAUUAUUAUUAAUCAUCAAUGAUGUUUCAGUUUAUAACCCAUGCCAGAAUGGUGGUUAUUGUACAGACGAAACUAACGGCUAUUCUUGCGUUUGUGUUGAUGGAUAUGGCGGGAAGAAUUGUGAAAUCGAUAUAAAUGAAUGUAAGUCCAAUCCAUGUGAAAAUGACGGGACUUGCAUAGAUUAUUUGAAUGCUUACAGCUGUUCUUGCGCGGACGGCUUUAUUGGUACAAACUGUGAAAUUAAUAUAAACGAAUGCUCGUCAAACCCAUGUCAAAAUAAUGGAAUAUGUAAGGACGGAAUUAGUAUGUAUACAUGCGAGUGUUCACCAGGUUUUGAUGGUACUCACUGUGAAAAAGAUAUAGAUGAAUGCAUGGCAAAUCCAUGUAACAACGGAGGUACUUGCACAGACCUUGUAAAUGGAUAUACCUGCACAUGCUUGGCUGGAUAUUUUGGAGUCAAUUGUUCUGCUGUUGUAGACAAUUGUGAAGAGAAUCCAUGUGAAAAUGAAGGAACGUGUGAGAACAUGAUAAAUGCACGGACAUGUCAUUGUGUUGAUGGCUAUGAGGGUAGUAACUGUGAAAUAGAUAUAAAUGACUGUGAGAACAACCCUUGUCAAAAUGGCGGAAGUUGUACAGAUUUAGUAAAUGGUUAUAAAUGUACUUGCGUGAAUGGAUAUGAAGGAACCAAAUGCGAAACAGAUAUCAACGAAUGCUCCACCGAUCCAUGCAAAAAUGGUGGUACCUGUAAAGAUCUAGUUAAUGCAUAUGAAUGUGAAUGUGCUGCUGGAUACGAAGGCAGCAACUGUGAUUAUGAUAUAGAUGAAUGUUCUUCCGACCCUUGCAAGAACGGUGGCACCUGUGAGGAUCUUGUCAAUGGAUAUGAAUGUACAUGUGUUGCCGGAUAUGACGGAACUACAUGUGAUAAUAAUAUCGAUGAAUGUUUAAACAAUCCAUGCAAAAAUGGAGCUACAUGUACGGAUCUUGUUAAUAGAUAUGAAUGUGAAUGUGUGCCGGGUUACGACGGAAAUGAGUGUAAUAAUGAUAUCAACGAAUGCUCAACCGAUCCAUGUCAAAAUGGUGGUACCUGUAAGGAUCUAGUAAAUGCAUAUGAAUGUGAAUGUGUUGCUGGAUACGAUGGUAAAAAUUGCGAUAAUGAAAUAAACGAAUGCGCUCCUUACCCUUGCAAGAACGGUGGUACCUGUAAGGAUCUUGUAAACAAAUACGAAUGUACAUGUGCUGCUGGAUACGAUGGAACAAAUUGUGACAAUAAUAUCAAUGAAUGCUCGAGCAAUCCUUGCAAGAAUGGUGGAAUAUGUAAGGAUCUUGUAAACGAAUAUGAAUGUACAUGUGUUGCUGGAUAUGACGGAAUGAACUGUGAAAAUGAUAUAAAUGAAUGCUUGAGUAACCCGUGCAAACAUGGUAGCACAUGUAAAGAUCUUGUAAACAAAUACGAAUGUACAUGCGUUGCUGGGUAUAACGGACCUAACUGUAACAUUGAUGUAAACGAAUGCUCGAGUAACCCGUGUAAAAAUGGCGCUGCAUGUAAAGAUCUCGUAAACAAAUACGAAUGUACAUGUGUUGCUGGGUAUAACGGACCUAACUGUGACACUGAUAUCAAUGAAUGCUCGAGCAAUCCUUGCAAGAAUGGUGGAAUAUGUAAGGAUCUUGUAAACGAAUAUGAAUGUACAUGUGUUGCUGGAUAUGACGGAAUGAACUGUGAAAAUGAUAUAAAUGAAUGCUUGAGUAACCCGUGCAAACAUGGUAGUACAUGUAAAGAUCUUGUAAACAAAUACGAAUGUACAUGCGUUGCUGGGUAUAACGGACCUAACUGUAACAUUGAUAUAAACGAAUGCUCAAGUAACCCGUGCAAAAAUGGUGGUGCGUGUAAAGAUCUUGUUAACAAAUACGAAUGUACAUGCGUUGCUGGGUACAACGGCCCUAACUGUGACAUUGAUAUCAAUGAAUGCUCGAGCAAUCCUUGCAAGAAUGGUGGAAUAUGUAAGGAUCUUGUAAACGAAUAUGAAUGUACAUGUGUUGCUGGAUAUGACGGAAUGAACUGUGAAAAUGAUAUAAAUGAAUGCUUGAGUAACCCGUGCAAACAUGGAAGUACAUGUAAAGAUCUUGUAAACAAAUACGAAUGUACAUGCGUUGCUGGGUAUAACGGACCUAACUGUAACAUUGAUAUAAAUGAGUGUUCACCUGACCCAUGUAAAAAUGGUGGUACCUGUGAGGAUCUUGUUAAUGACUAUAAAUGUACAUGUGCUGAUGGAUAUAACGGAAAGAACUGUGAUAUUAAUGUAAAUGAUUGUUCACCGAACCCAUGUAAAAAUGGUGCUACGUGUAAGGAUCUUGUAAAUGACUAUAAAUGUACAUGUGUUGAUGGAUAUGACGGAACCGAUUGUGAUAAUGAAAUCAAGACAACAACCAAGUCCCCUAAUCAGAAAUUGGCACGAGCUUCUGUCACCAUGAUAUUUCCAGUCCAGUCAAGUUUCAAUGUUACAGAUCCAAAAUUAAAAGAUGAUGUAAAAAAUCAGCUGAUGACACUAUACAAAGAUUAUAUGGGAGAAACAUUGAAAGAUUUAGUAAUUAAAAGCAUAAGUAAAGGAAGUUUGGUGGUUGAUUAUGAGUUGAUAUAUGCCAACGAUACAUCAGCUGCUUCAACUAAGAUAACCGAGGUCAAUAUAGCUCUGCUAAGUGGAGGAGAAAUCAUAAAAGUAUUAAAUGAAACUGUUUCAGCAACGUCCUUGAAACUUAAUGAUGUAACAGUUACUAACACUUCAGUAUCAGAUGAUAAAUCAGUGUGUAAAAUGUACGAAACACUCAAAGGAAUGUGCCCUCCUUAUCACCAUUGCUCUGUAGUGAACAGACAGCCAUCUUGUGUGUUUAAAGAAGUAUAUGAUGAAUCUGGUUUGACGUUUGUGGUCAUUGUUGUUGUUUGUGCAAUAGUCGGGCCGAUCAUCAUUAUGCUAAUUGCCUGCUUAACGAUUCGUAAGAUACGAAUCAAGGACAAGUUGGAGUAUAACAGCAACAAUCAUCAGAUUAUAAAUGAAUUUAAGAGUUCAGGUCAUUGGUUCAUUGGUUCGUACGGAAACCAACUAAGUGGCCGAACUUUCAAACCGGACAGUUACUUCCCAGAUCAUGACGUCAACUUCAGAAGAUCAAGUGGAUAUACUUGUUGAGUACCCUGCCUGCAAGUAUGGACAUUACUAGACAUUAACAUUCACAAUGUCACAAUUACGUUUAUAUCUCGAAGGAAUUUGUAAGCUGGGAAAUCAACAACAUUAUAUGCAGUAUAAUAAUCAGUGAAGAAUACUGAAUUUAUUAUGGAUUUUCAUACAAAACGACGUGUUAACAUUUUGCUUUUGUUGUAUGUGCGCAUGUUGUAUAUUAAAAUUGAAAUUUUGAUUUGAUUGUCAGUUGUUCGUUUUAAUACUUACAAUAAAAAGCUAUGUUAUUGAAUAUUGCUUUCUAAGAAAAAUGUAUAAAGGAAAAGAUAGUUCAAAUAUAUAAUAAACAAAUUGAAAGUAAGCUAAAAAACGUUUAAGAAUAGAAUAGAAUAGAAUAGAAUUUAAAGGAAUGUUAUAUAACAUAAUGAUUUAAAUACUUAUUCAUAUCUAUUUAGCAUUUCAUGUAAAAAUAUAUCAUUAUUAUUAAUAUAAAUGAAAAAAGCUUUGAGUAAAAAUAAAAACCUGUAAGUAAUUAAAAAUAAUGUUAAUUGAUAGAAGAAUUUAAACUCGUGUACCUGUUCAAUUUUAAAUUGAGGCGUAUUAAAUUAUUAUCGUUUUUUAAAUGUUUUGUUUUGUUUUUUGCUACUACUAUUAAGUUUGAAGUUUACAUUUAAAUUAUAAUCGUUUCACACAAAUCAUAACAUUGUAUUACAAAUGUCUUUGCUAAAUAUUAUUUUCUGUCGAGCGUAAAGCAAGUUUGAUUUUACUUUACAUCAUCCAUAUAUUUUUAUUCUGUGUAUUAAACGUGUAUAUAGUGUAACGUAACUGUGUUUCACCCUGCAAUUGUACAUUAUCUGUUUUAUUUCGUUUGUUUUAACAUGUAUUUAGUUUGAUUAUUAGAAGAAUAAUGGGCUGGGCCUCGUUGUUACACUGGUUUACAGUUAUAAGCUAUUUCUUGUUUUACAUUGUAUAGAGGAUAUUUGUUUAGUUCAGUGUAAGAUCGGAACAUAUUUUACAGAGUGAGCACCACGAAUGAAAUAUGAACUUUUGGUGUUCACGAGGUGAAAUAUUUCCAUCUUACAUUAAACUAAACAAAUAAUCUUUUUAUUAUAUGCAAAGAAACGUUUAAAAAGAUUUAAACCUAGUACUAAAUGAAAAGGGCGCAAAAUAAUAAUACAAUGUGACAUCAUUUACGACGUCACGUCAUUAAGCUAGUUUCCAGUACUGUGAACGUUUGUAUUUCACUGAAACAACGUAACGGGCUCAAACAUUCAAAACAGUGAAAUUAGCAAAUUGAUAAUUUCACUGUUUAUAACAGUGAAAUUAAUAGUUUUUAUUGCACUAAUAUAUUUUUAUCAUUCACCGAAAAGCAUGUAAUAAAACUCAUCAAUCUUUGACCCAUGACUCGAUUAUGGAUUUCGAGAUAAACAUAAAGUUUUGCAUGCAAUAUCAAUCUCAAAAACAAAAAUAAGGUAUUCACUUGGAUCUUUUUUAACAUUUCUUCAUGAUCAUACUUGAAGGUGGCUGUCCAAAGUUCAUAAAUCAGGCUAUUUGUAAACUUAGAAAAUUAUUGGUUAAAGUUUUGCAUGUUCAUCAAUCUCAGAAAACGAUUUAAGAUAUCCACAUGAAUUUUAAUACAUGUCUUUGACAACAUAAUUUCUAGUCAAUAUCAGAAGUCCAUCAUUUUUACAUGGGUUUUGCCUAAAUAAUGGCCUUGUGCGUUAAAUGUCAAUUUUAAAUACAAAUUAGAUCUGCAUUUACAUAUUCCUUCGUUAUCAUAUUAGAUGACUCUGACAUGCAUUUUGACUAAAUAAUGGCCCUUUGUGAUUUAAGAGAAAUCAUGGUUAAAGUUUUGCAUUCAAUGUUAACCAUCAACUUAGAGGUAUUCGCUAGAUACUUAUUAAAUAUAUUUGAGAUCAUUAUUGGAGAUCCCUUUCCUCAAACCAAAUUCUGUUUUGGUAGUCAUCAGAUUAAGGGGUUAUGUAAACUUAAUUCUUAGUGAUGACUUUGUGCAUCCUUAAUCUUUUAAAAUAACUGAAGGUAUUCACUUGAAAUCUAAUCAAUGAUUUCGAAAUAAUAAAUUAUUUUCCAGUGUGCUAUAAUAAGAUCACUGUCCAAGACCCAUAACACAGACAAGUAUUUUGAAUGGAUUUUGUGAAGUGACCCUAUAUAAAUAUCUGAGACUAUAGUAUUUCGAAUAAAAUCUUCGUCUUUAUUAUUGAAGGCUAUCACUUGUUUUUCAAUCAAGCACUUUUAAAAUUCAAGCGCUCUGACAGCUUUUGUUUA